ACUUCCGCCGCACGGUAAACGUUGUCGCGUCCUGUGGGCAGGAGCCAUUACGGAUCAUUGGACCCGCACCUUAAAAGUCUUAUUUAAAUUUUAUUGCACACUUUGUCUGUGCAGAAAGAGACAGAGAACACAGAGGGGCUGUGUAUAUUGGCUUCACUUUUCUGGCCAUAUGCGGAGUCCAUGUAUACUACGUCCAUGGAUGCGACACGCGAUAUAUGACACGCGAUAUCCAAUGAGCGUACAGCAUUUCUGAAAUACCAGUACGCUCAUUGGAUAUCGCUCAUCGCAUAUUGCGUGUCGCGUCGUAAAUCGCGCUGGCUGCGAAGGCCAUAACCAAUGUAAAGUAGCACACGGUGCUUGUUUUCGUGCUGGGCUGCGUUCCGAAAUAAUAAGUGAAAUAAGAAUCGAGACGCAAUUAGGCAGAGUCGUACGUUUCUGAUCGCGGCUCGAUCGCUCGGAAACGUGCACUCUUCGUUAACGACGGAGCGAGUAGUUACUGACUACAGUUCCUCACAGACAAGAGUUUAGCGUUAUGAAAAGCGAAGAAAUAUAUAUAUGUGGAUCUUCUAACGUCGAUAGCAUCACAUCUUGAUAAUUUUUUUUAAUAAAUCUUGAUAACUUUACAUAUAAAGAUGGAUAUGUCAGCCGAAAUUACAGAAGAGAGCAGCGAGAAACCAGUACAAACCAGUCCUCUGGUACAAGUGGUACGAGUCCCAGUGAAGCAUACUAAUUUAGGAAUACGUAGUCAUGCCAUGGAUAUGAGCACAAUGGUAGAACUCACAUCAUUUAGUACACUCGGAAAGAUACAGCCAUUUUUGGUGACUGUCACAAGUACUGCAGCCCUAUUAGUGGAUUUACAUUGUCACUUAACAGACAAGGAAGUUUGUGGUUACUUAGGUGGACACUGGGAUAUAAAUUCACAUAAUCUAUCCAUAACAUGUGCAUUUCCAUGCCGCUAUUCCGGCAAGGAUAAAUCAGCUGCAGCAGCUGUGGAAACUGAAAUUGCAAAAGCCAUGGAAUGGAAACAUGUUACACUGGUAGGUUGGUAUCAUUCUCAUCCGCGCUCUCACGCAUCACCCUCCCUGAGAGAUGUGGACUCUCAAUUAGACUAUCAAAUUAAAAUGAAAGGACUUAGUGACAACGGAUAUAUACCUUGCGUCGGAUUAAUUUGCUCUCCGUACAACAUGGAUGGCAACUGUUACGAGUCAAAUUUUAAUGUUUUUUGGUCUUUGCCUCCACCUGAAAACAGACCACAUGAAUAUCCUCGACCCAUGCUUCUUAGUUACACGUUAUCGCAGGAGCAUUUUCUUUCUCAAGAUACGUUGGAAGAAAUUAGGAGAUGUAUAGAAUAUUAUAAAAGUGAAGGUGGUAUCGACUUUACUGCCAAUUUUAACAACAAUACAACUUACCUCGAACGCUUAAGAUGUUCCUUAGCAUCGAAAUUGCCCGGUAGAAACCGAUCAAACGGCUCGUACUGGGAUGUCAUCAGGGAAAUGAUUUGUCCAGGCUCUGAAGAUGGUACACCCGAGUUUUUGGCCAUGAAGUUCCCUUUAGUACCUACCUCGGAAUCGCUCGUACCUCCUGUUCCACCGGGUGUCAGUCUUACUGCCGGUAAUGCGGCUGUUUUUCUCACCCCAGUCAACUUUAAACCCGAUAGCGCCAUAAUCACUCCCACGUCCAAGCCGUUUGUACUGCAGCCGUCAACUUCCCGAGACGGCAUCAAAAAGGAUAACAGUAUCGGUUCCAAUGACACUGCGUCUAUCACUCAGAUCAAGGACGGCAAUACUGCAAGUUCCAAGCAUAUGUCGUCGGAUAUUAUACCGAGCUUUCAUUCCGGUGAACUUACGGUAUCCGUGAAAAAUACGAAAUGCGACUACGAUUUCGCACCGGCGGACUUUUCUAAGAUCCCGAACUCUUUGGCGCCUGGCGACAGUAACAUUGCUACCAAAGCUCGAACAUCGGCAAACUCGGACUUUCCAUUAGCGGACAUCACUCAACAGAUUACCAAAUUUUCCGAUUUGACAAAGCUGACCAACUUCUCUACCGCCGACUUGGCCAAGUUAUCCGGCUUCUCCAUCACAGAUUUUACGCGAACUUCUUCACCGUCGCCAUCUACGUAUAUGCGUAACAUUGCGAAUCUAUUCGGUCCUCUCGGAAAAAUUUCACCAGUAAAGGAUGCGGAAGGUAAUGAACACAAACCAGGCGAUUUUGUCUCCGUCGAUGCGCUUCCGCCGUCCUUCAAAGCUGUCGGUACCUCGGAGCUUUGCCGCAACUUUUCCGCGAGUGUUGAGGAUUACACGAGCGAUCGGAAGAAACUUGACGCACAGGCGGAUCCUGCUAAGAUUAGUCGCAUGAGCGAUUAUCAAGGAACGGAAGAUUUGACAAUCUCGAGUGUCAAACCCUCCGACUUUGGUGGUAUGCUAGACAUAACUACGGUGCAUAAGAAACAGCAACCUUCGCAAUCUGCUGACUUGGGAGAUUCUUUGAAUCUUGCCAAAGAUCGUUAAAUUCGUCCGAAAUUAUUACGGUAUAUGAUUUACGUUCCAAUACUUCCUGCCAGGAUAUCGAAAAUCUACCUGCAAUAUACGUAACAUGAUUUAUAAAUUUUCAGUACUGUGACACUGAUUAUUAAGAUUAAUUAUGAUUAUAUCUCGAAACCUUCCAUUAACUGCAUUCGGCAGAACAAAACAGCUUUGCAAGUGAAAUUCGUGAAUCUGUGAUUAAGAUCUUAAUCUCAGACUGAAUUUAAGAGUAUAUAUAUUCUAAUCGAAUUUUAGAAUUUUACAACAGUUGCGAAGGAGCUUUCUUUGCUGAUCGCAGCUAUUGUAUCGGCAAAUGUUGUGCCGUUUAAAUUAAUAAUGCUUGCAUUCGAAAAGUCAGGUUUGUUUGCCAUUCCAUGUUGGCCGAAUAUAAUUGAUAGGUAUAAUAUAAUUUUAGCGUAAAUAUUGUAAAAUUAUAAUUUGACAAUCUUUUCAACAAACUUAUACUCGAUAAAAUUGUACCUUCUUUUUAUUGUGUGUUUAAACAUUUAUCAUCCUUAUACAUUUAUUAUACUUAUAUCCAUUAUAUUGUUAAUCGAAUGAAAAUAUAUGACAUUAAUGUGUU
Odontomachus brunneus is the source of this 3105-nucleotide messenger RNA. RefSeq lists its product as uncharacterized. Gene Ontology annotation, molecular function: metallopeptidase activity; polyubiquitin modification-dependent protein binding. Bases 633 to 2507 code for a protein of 624 amino acids. The transcript is spliced from 6 exons. Gene Ontology annotation, biological process: double-strand break repair. The record is from RefSeq and is a predicted model, not a curated record. NCBI's taxonomy places the organism in Eukaryota, Metazoa, Arthropoda, Insecta, Hymenoptera, Formicidae. Gene Ontology annotation, cellular component: BRISC complex; BRCA1-A complex.